AACGCUAUUGAAGCGACUGUACUGCAAAAUUGCACUAAUUUCCCAAGGCGAUGCGGCUGUUAGCUGUGCUCUUUCUGGAGUUACUUGCCAUGUCAACGGUCUACGGUCAGGAUAAUUGCGACAAUGAGUGCAAGCUAUUGGAAUACGAAAAGGCUCUGCCGAAUGCUCUGGCCGUGUACGAGUACCAAACUAACAUCAAGCCUCCCACAUUUCCCCAUGGUCCGGUCAACAGCAGCUUUAUUCCACCUAAAUCGAGAUUUGACAAUGCAAGAACCGCAGCGUGUAGAGUGGCAACAUUGAUAAAACCGAAAAAAUCGGUGUCUGGUUGCAAGAAGCGGCAAAGGCAGCGGUUGUGGUUUGGUGUUUUUGGUAAUGAACCACCACCAAAAGUAUGGCCGCAAAGAUAUACGAAGACCACGGAGGCGUUUACCGGAUAUCACGACACGACCAGAGUAAAAGGACGACAACAACAACAACGACAACAACACCUCGGCCGCCACCGCCAAGACCAGCACCUCCACGCCCUCGCCAACCACCACCCACGCCACCUCCGACUACGUCACAGACGCAGUACCAAAAAGGUCAGUAUAUCUGGCGUCUUCGGCCCGAUAUCAAAAACAUGGAUACCAAUCCAAUUCGAAAACUAAAUCUACCCGAAAUCGGAAAGGAAGAUCUUGUGACUUUAUAUUCUAAUCCCAAAACGCGUAAGAGAAUCGAUCCUGAUCUAUUGGCCAAUGCCAUCAAUUCUAUGUGCGGCAAAUUGUGUGUGGGAAGUUUGUAAAUAUGUUCUGCAAGAUCGCAAUAGGAACAGAAAUUCCUUCAGAUUUUCAGUGAGCAUAAUAACACGUGCUUAUUCAGCUAAGCAAUAAACAUUAUCGGUGCACAUGAAA
This is a messenger RNA of Drosophila guanche, 890 nucleotides long. RefSeq lists its product as uncharacterized. NCBI's taxonomy places the organism in Eukaryota, Metazoa, Arthropoda, Insecta, Diptera, Drosophilidae. The record is from RefSeq and is a predicted model, not a curated record. Bases 51 to 647 code for a protein of 198 amino acids. The transcript is spliced from 2 exons.